Messenger RNA from Pieris brassicae (large cabbage white), 1276 nucleotides. Its product is annotated as nuclear speckle splicing regulatory protein 1. Lineage: Eukaryota; Metazoa; Arthropoda; Insecta; Lepidoptera; Pieridae. Gene Ontology annotation, biological process: regulation of alternative mRNA splicing, via spliceosome. The record is from RefSeq and is a predicted model, not a curated record. The transcript has 5 exons. Bases 153 to 1208 code for a protein of 351 amino acids.
CUUUUAACUAUUGGCUUAAAGGUCUCGUUAUCAGGCCAUAAAAUUAAAAAAAAAUCUUUUAACUAUUAAGUUUUAACUCUUAUGAGCUCGAGUCGGGAGCAACACAAGAUAUAUGUACUUGCAUUAUUUAAGUAAUCUAACCUAAUUACAUAAUGUCUAACAAAAAGUAUGGCCUCAUUAUCCCUGAGAAAUCACAUCUGCCAACAUUCCAGGCAUCACGUAAUGUUUUUGGGAAUGAUUCUGACUCGGAAGAUGAAUUUAAGAAAAAACAUGUUCUAUUGAAAUCAAGUGAUGCUUCUAUAAGACAGAGCAAAAUCGAACAAAAAAAGGCUAUACUAGAAGAUCCAACUGUUUACCAAUAUGAUGAGAUUUAUGAUUCUAUGGUUAUACAAAAGGAAAAUAAAGCAAUUAAGAGUAAAGAGAACAAAAAUCCUAAAUAUAUAGAAAACCUAUUAAAAACUGCCAAUAAAAGGAAAAUAGAGAAUGAGCGGAGGAUUGAGAGACAAAUACAAAAAGAGAGAGAACAGGAAGGUGAAGAAUUUGCUGAUAAAGAAGUUUUUGUUACAUCAGCUUAUAAAAAAAAGCUUGAAGAACUGCGACUAGAAGAAGAAAAAGAAAAACGAGAAGAAUAUUUAGAAAAAAUUGGAGAUGUUACACAACAACAAGAUUUGGGUGGAUUUUAUAGACAUCUUUAUGAGCAAAAGCUAGGUUUUGAUAGACCUCAAAAAGAAGAUAGUAAUGAAAAAUCUGAAGAAAAACAGUCUGAACUUUAUAUUGAGAAAUUUCAAGGAAAUAAAUCUGACAGCUCACCAGUUUCUAAGAAAAGGAACUAUAGAAAACAAAGGAAAUCAUCACAUGGUGCUAAUAUAUCAGAGGGUGAGAUAGAAGAUUCUGACAAUGAAAUAAAUAAGAAAAAAUCUAAACAGACAGAAGUAAAUAUUGAUGCAGAUUCAGACUUCUCAAUUGACGAAUCUAGUGAUGAUGAACAAAAGCCAAAGACUCCUAGUUCAAAACCAACUGUUGAAAAUGAAUUUAAAAAACCUGAUAAUAUUGAAGCUAAAGGUGGAGGAGCUGACAGCAAAGUUGAAACAAAACUUAAAGAAAAAAUUAAAUCUAAGCUUGAUAUUUGGAAGAAGAGAACUGUUGGAGAAGUAUAUGAUCAGGCUUUAAAGAGGUAUUAUGAGAGGAAAGCAGCUAGAGGAAGUUAAGAAAAUAUAUUUGAAUUUUAUUUAAGAAUUUAAUAAUUGUAAAACUAGGUAAAAUAUUUUAUAUGUAU